Messenger RNA from Rattus rattus (black rat), 2777 nucleotides. RefSeq names its product small glutamine rich tetratricopeptide repeat containing beta (gene Sgtb). NCBI's taxonomy places the organism in Eukaryota, Metazoa, Chordata, Mammalia, Rodentia, Muridae. Gene Ontology annotation, biological process: post-translational protein targeting to endoplasmic reticulum membrane. The record is from RefSeq and is a predicted model, not a curated record. Gene Ontology annotation, molecular function: molecular adaptor activity; protein binding. Gene Ontology annotation, cellular component: membrane; TRC complex. The coding region runs from base 247 to 1161 and encodes 304 amino acids. The transcript has 11 exons.
GCAAGCCCUGUCGUCCGAGAGCCUAGAGAGCAGCCGGGUGGGCUGAGGGGGCGGCGGCAGCGUUGGAGCCGGGGAAGUUUGGGAGACGUGGCCCCAUCUGCGAUCCUGAGCACCCCUCAAGCUCCGAGGACCGCGGGGGCAGGCGGACCCGCUUCCCGACGCCCCCGGGCCCGCAGCCGUCAUCUCGUGUCCUCUUAGCUGGUAAGGGGGCUUCUAUCUGGAAAGGGAGGUAUUUAAGCAUCUAAAAUGUCAUCUGUGAAGCCCCUAGUUUAUGCAGUUAUUCGUUUCUUGCGGGAGCAAAGCCAGAUGGAUGCUUACACUUCUGAUGAACAAGAAAGUUUGGAAGUUGCAAUCCAGUGUUUGGAGACCGUCUUUAAGAUCAGUCCCGAAGAUACACAUCUGGCCGUUUCACAGCCUUUGACAGAAAUGUUCACCAACUCCGUCUGUAAGAAUGACGUACGGCCGCUUUCUAACUCAGUGCCCGAAGACGUGGGAAAGGCCGACCAGCUGAAGGAUGAAGGCAAUAACCACAUGAAAGAAGAAAACUACGCGGCCGCGGUGGACUGUUACACGCAGGCAAUAGAACUGGAUCCGAACAAUGCCGUUUAUUAUUGUAACAGGGCGGCCGCUCAAAGCAAAUUAAGUCACUACACAGAUGCAAUCAAGGACUGUGAGAAAGCCAUCGCAAUUGAUUCAAAAUACAGCAAGGCCUACGGAAGGAUGGGGCUAGCCCUCACCGCCAUGAAUAAGUUUGAAGAGGCAGUUACAAGCUACCAGAAGGCACUGGAUCUUGAUCCUGAAAACGACUCCUAUAAGUCAAAUCUGAAAAUAGCAGAGCAGAAGUUAAGAGAGGUAUCUAGUCCUACAGGAACUGGGUUGACCUUUGACAUGGCCAGCUUGAUAAAUAACCCGGCCUUCAUCACCAUGGCUGCAAGUUUGAUGCAGAACCCUCAAGUUCAGCAGCUGAUGUCAGGGAUGAUGACAAAUGCCAUCGGAGGACCUGCUGCUGGAGUUGGAGGCCUAACAGACCUGUCUAGCCUUAUCCAAGCGGGGCAGCAGUUUGCGCAGCAGAUACAGCAACAGAAUCCUGAACUCAUAGAGCAGCUGAGAAAUCACAUCCGGAGCAGAUCCUUCAGCAGCAGCACUGACGAACACUCCUGACUUGACCAGGACCCUCGCCCCAGUACAAACAUCCCGACAUGUACACUUGUAGAUAAUAGCCAAAAACAAAGUAACAAAAACCACCCUGUACAAUGUCUGAAAAUAACGAGGAAAGUCUCCUGUGUAAACCUGAGAACAUACAUCUGUUUAGGUAAUAGUUUAUCACAAGCAGACUUGAACAUAAUACAGACUCCUCUGGAAAGAAAUGGUCAGUAACCUUGUUAAGGGCAAAUACAGCCUUGGGACAAGGGUCCAUCCAUUUUAAAACUUUUAUCAUCCUAUUUGUAUAUUAGACUUAGCACAGAGUAUAUUUAUUGAAUAGAGGGCUAUUUAUUGGAAAGUUCUUUAGCCACAGGUUUCCCUAGGCAGUGGUUUUGAGUGGGGUGAUGCUGGUUUAGAAGACAUGUGCUUGGUAGCACGUCGGGAGAGAAGCACUGGCGUGUGCUACCGUCAGUGACACGUGUCUGUCCAAAGGGAUUCUUUGGAGAUACUGUGAAUGUACAGAAGCAAAGGUAGUAUGCUCAGGUUUUCCGCAUAGGUUUUUUUAACUAAUCUUGUCUGUAGCUUCGUGUUGCUAGCAUUCGCAUGGCCAGUUAAGUACAUAAUGAAACGUACUUAGAAAUCCUUAAUGACACCGGUCAGGUCGGUGACACGGCUGCUCCGUUUAACUAUCACAGCUUUACCGGUCACAAUUUCAUUUCUGGUAAGCUUACCGGGAGCAGUAUCUAGUUACAUUUAAAGAAGCCACUGACAUGCCCAGAUUAUGGGUUUCCUAAGUGGAAUUUAAUUAUGUGCCCAUCAAUGAUGAUGACGAUUAUUAUUUUUUACUUUACCAUUAUUCGAUGGCUAACAAAAGCAUCUGUCUCUAACACUGCUCCUUUGUGUACUCCUUCGGGGCAGUUGGCUUGGCAUGCCAGUCUUACACUUCACUUCACUUUGUUGCAAUUUAAACAUAACAGGAGACUUGAAAUACCUUAUUUAAAGUCGGAUGCCACACAUCUGGCAUGCGGUUAGUAGGGAGAAAUGGCGCGAGAGAUGCAUGGCGGGACUCUCGGUGCACUGACGGAUGAGAAAGCUCAUUCCAAACGGAACUGGCUUCCUAACCAAAAACGUGAUCGAAUGGGGCUGGUGUGUAAUGACAAGUGCUGAGCGAAAGGUGAGGAAUGAAGCAACUUAAAAUUAAUGAGGGGAUGGUGCCUUCCCACACUGUUCCCAAAGCUGCUGUGUGUUUAGUAUCUUGAGGUUUCAAAACUAACCUUUCCUUCCUUUGCCUUUUCUGAGACAGUGGUCCUGUAAUUCCACUAUAAAUAUCAAGUGAGGGGAAUUAAUUCCAAAUUCUGGUUAAUGGUCAUAUCAUCAUGUUUGGCUUAAAUCACCAUUUUAGACAGUACACUGUGCAGUUAGGAUUCAACUAUAGAUUAAGAGAAGGCCAGAGGUCUCCUUCAGAUAGCCCUGGGCCUGUGGGACAAACGAGAAACACAGUUCUAGUGGAGAACAGGGCUUACGUAGGAGGGCCUGACAUUGAACUGUGCCGUGCGAGCUGUUCCACUCAGCACCUAGUGUUCUUUACAGAGAAGAGCACUCAUUGGUUGCAUAAAAGUAGAGAUCAAAGAAAA